This is a messenger RNA of Danio aesculapii, 887 nucleotides long. RefSeq names its product lymphotoxin alpha (TNF superfamily, member 1) (gene lta). The record is from RefSeq and is a predicted model, not a curated record. Lineage: Eukaryota; Metazoa; Chordata; Actinopteri; Cypriniformes; Danionidae. Gene Ontology annotation, molecular function: tumor necrosis factor receptor binding. The coding region runs from base 28 to 630 and encodes 200 amino acids. The transcript is spliced from 6 exons. Gene Ontology annotation, biological process: immune response. Gene Ontology annotation, cellular component: membrane.
CACUACAGCACACACUAAGUCACGGAGAUGACCGGCCAGAGUAACCCCAGGUUCCGCCUCCUGAUUGGCUGGUGCUGCCUGAUGAGCUCAGCUCUUUUGACGAUGACAGUAUAUCUCGCGACAAGUUCGAUCAAACAGUCUGAAACAAACACGACAACAUCUGGACAUCUUAAUUCAGCAGGACUUCAAGAAAAGAGAGUCCAAAAUUCAGAACUUCCAGCUCUGGAUGUUUACGACUAUAUCCGUCUGCUCAAAGAUAAGGAAAAAAUCUGGAUAUGCACUCAACCAUGCGAGAGCAAAACGCUUAAACUGAACAACAGCAGUGUUGAAAUUGCAAAAUCUGGCCUGUACCAUAUCCAUGCUCAGGUCAGCUUUAAGAGACAAGAGAAGACGCAGGAAACAAAGAAGACUUCACAAAAAAAUACUAUUAAUUUAAUCAAGAACAAAGGUCUCGGCGCACAGAAAAAGUUGAGUGAGGUAAUCAGCUUUGAACCAGGAACAUUGAGACUGAUCCGGCUGGUCAAGCUGAAAGAGGGAGACAGCAUCAGCUUGGAUAUAACUCAAUCCAUGAGCAUAUUAGAAGAUGAGUACCACACUUACUGGGAAAUUAUCUUGCUUAAUGAAAAAUAACAGGUCAGGUUUUUAUAAGGGGAUGUAAAGUGCAAACCUUGGUUUUAAAGGAACAGUUUGGUGCCCCUUAAAGAAUUAUAAGACCCACUUUUACAUUUUGAAAUGUUUAAAUCAAAACCCAUCUCUAGUCAAGUGAAUCGAACGAAGGAUUAAAAGUCUAUUUCUCUAUUUAUAUUUAUAAAAGUAAAAUGGCUGAAGAUGAUGGUGUGGUUAAGUUCUCAAGCCCAUUAUUGGGUUUAAAAAAAUCUUAUUUUUAU